AUAGUGAAAUACAGAGUGUCUUAUCUCAAAUUGGGGCAUCUUUGGUGCCUUCAUGAUGCUGGUCUUGUUGUAAACGGUUGGGUUUAAAACGCGUUCUGCUGUAUGGUUGUGAAACCUGGCUUCCGAAUUGAGAAUUUUAAGUGACUAUCGUUGUCUCUAAAGAUUGCUGAUAUUUAGUGGCAACACCAUGCUAGAAACACAGAGGUUCGGGGAUGUGUGUCCGAUUGCAGUGACAACAAUCCAGUUGGUGUCACCAUCUUGAAACAGCGACUUCGGUGGCUUGUAUAUGCAUUACGAAUGUCGUCCUAGAGAAUUAUUUGCCAACGCUGAGACUUGUUGGAAAGAGCGGAUAUGUGGUUGGCGUAUGACAUAGUGUCGUGGUAUGAAAGAAUGCUCUACAGGACUAUCGUGCUGUUCCAAAACGAUACCGUUAAAUGGGCCGCUUAACAAUUAUUUCAUCGUAAUUUGGGACUUCUGACCAUGUACGCUAUCAACUGAAGCUGGGAACCAUCGGCCAUCAGAAUUCAUCUCCUCUCAAACCUUCUAAAAUUGAAUUUGUUUAAAAGUCUGAAAUCAAGAUUAAACGCAUACUUAUAAUUUUAAUAAAACUUAUCUUCAAAAUAAUUGACUUUGCAAAGCAACCCUCUUUUAGUAACAUAAAUCUUCUGUGAAUAAAACUUUGAGGUACACUAACGUUAGUACCAUUAGAACCAAUAGAUGUUUUUCUCUUAGUCGAAUACGAUUAAUCCUGUUUUCUUAACCUCUGUGAACUGUAAAUGACCAACAUUUAGUUGACUAAAGUUUCAGUUCGCGGUUUAACUUCACUUCAAGAUUUCGUACACUCGGUAUUCUUCAAUUCCUUCCACUAAAGACUUAGCAACAGGAUUAUUCACUGUUAAACGAGUAUAUUUUGCACUAAGAGAAGCAUCAGGUUAAUUCUUCUUCACCCCCUCCUACUAUUUUAUUUUUAUUUUUUCACGGUUCAAUUAUCUGAACACUUCUCAUUACGUCAUCUUAUAAUAAUUAUUAUAAAUGUUAUCUCACUAUCUAUAUUUUUCUAAUCAUUGACCUAUUUCCGAUUAUGUAACGUUGAUUUGAGCCUUUAUUAUUCUUAUAAAAACUAGUACACCUGUCAUCACACUAUCUAUUUGUACUUUUCACAUAUUAUGUAAUCGUUUUAUUCAUCGUUAUCAUUGAUUUAUAAACUACCUUGAUUGGUUUAAUAAUUUCGUAUAUGCAUAUAAAUAUUACUGUAUAUUAGAGUAAAGCCGGAUGAGGAUCUAAUCGAAAACAAUAUUGUUCGCUUAUAUAUGUUGUUUUUCUCUUAGUCGAAUACGAUUAAUCCUGUUUUCUUAACCUCUGUGUACUGUAAAUGACCAACAUUUAGUUGACUAAAGUUUCAGUUCGCGGUUUAACUUCACUUCAAGAUUUCGUACACUCGGUAUUCUUCAAUUCCUUCCACUAAAGACUUAGCAACAGGAUUAUUCACUGUUAAACGAGUAUAUUUUGCACUAAGAGAAGCAUCAGGUUAUUUGGAUUGAAUAUUGCCAACCUAACAAGUAAAGCUGGUUCAUUUGUCUUAUCAGAUUUCUCGUGAAUAAGUUUAUGUGAAUCAGCAGUCGGAGCCUUUAGCUGAUCCUGCUUUGAUAUUGUCACCAAGAUAUUGAAAUAACGUUUCUUCUAUUUCGAAACUUAAUCUAGUCAAGUACUAGUUGUAAGUUAGCCAUAUGUAUGUUUUUUAUUUUCAGGAUCUGUUAGAAACUUUAGUGCGUGUUUAUUUCACUUUUUAGGACUAUGGCAUCCAAUGAGGAAUUUCCUUCGCCAUCAGGGAAUCUACCACUUCAGUUAUCGUCUAAACGGAUUUCCAAAGCUCGUAAAUCCUGUUCCGGAGAUCACCGAAAUUGCAGUCCGGUUAGUAAAAAUCAUAUUGACGAUCCGGACGGUAUUAUUGUCACUCCUUCGAUUGAUAGUCGAGAACUUGAUCGCCUAAAGUUCACUAACCCAGGUAAACAGAUGGAAGAACUAGAAGUCGGUUGGUCCGAAGCAAAUAUGACACGAAGUGUUCGCAGACAAAUGACCGUUAAAUCUGGUCACAAAUCAUCAGAUCGGUUGCAUCCGUUAUAUGAUUCUCGUGGCCGCUUUUUAGGAACCUUGGACUAUAGUUGUGAUUGUCUAAAAUCUGAAUGUCCUGGGUGCCAUUUGCCAUGCCGUCGGUGCCAUUCUACUUUUUGUGGAGCAUCAUGCCGAAUUUACCGAACAUAUCGUGUUCAUGAAGUUAAACUGUUUAUCUGA
This is a messenger RNA of Schistosoma spindalis, 2292 nucleotides long. The record is from the annotation of a GenBank genome assembly. Lineage: Eukaryota; Metazoa; Platyhelminthes; Trematoda; Strigeidida; Schistosomatidae.